UUUAAAAAAAAAUGAAUUGCCCCUUUCAUGUUCUACAUCAAGUAUCAAUGAUAUGUUUAGCUCCUCAUAAGUGUUAGUAUUAAAGGAAACUUUGCAAGCUAUGUCGCUGUGAACAUUAAGUCAAUAAUAAUUACAUAGUUUCUAUCGAAAAAUUUUAAGAAAUGGUCAAUAUAAAAUUACAAGAAUCUUAAAUAGAUCAAACAUCUGACUUGAAAAAAUAGAGAAUGGCUUUCAAGUUAAUGCUCUCUCAAACCUAAAAUAUGUUUAAAAAAAUUCGGGAAGUUUUUUAGGAAUCAAUAAAGUUAGCUUACGAUAAGAUUGAAAAGAAAAACUAAUCAUACAUAAAUCUUUUGAACUAAAAUACUAAUCUAGCAAAAUCUUCGAAUGCUGAAAUUGAGAAAUUAGUUUCCAUUGUUGUAGAAGGAAAAAUAUUAUUAGAUUGGAAAGAUAAAAAGAUUUCUUAUUAGAAGAUGUUGGAAAAGACGAAAGAUUGGUGGGAAUAAGAAAUUAAGUUAUUGAUUUAAAAAAUAAAUGAAGGAAUCAAAUAGAUUUAUUAAUUAAAUUAGUAAGAAUUCGAAAAUCUUAUAUAGGACUUUAUAAUCUAACGAAGAUGUGAAUAUUAAAUCUAAAAUAUUGCAAACCAAUUAAUUGAGCAAAUAGAAUGAUCACGUUAGUUAUUUUUACCCAGCAUCCUUUUCACUAGAUGGAACUACUUUAGCUUACGGUGGUGAUAAUAAGACUCUCAUUUUAUUGGAUGUUAAGACUAAAUAACAAACCAUAAUUUAAGAAGAGAGUAAUGUCCGCUCAAUAUGCUUCUCACCAAAUGGAACUACAUUAGUAUCUGGUUGUGAUGAUAAAUGUAUCCGUUUUAGGAAUAGGAGUGAAAUUUAAUUUAGAAAACCCUUAUUUUACCUUUGGGGUCAUUAGAGUUCUGUCAUUUCUGUAUGCUUCUCGCCAGAUGGAAAUACUUUGGCAUCUGGUAGUGAGGAUAAGUCUAUUUGUUUAUGGGAUGUUUAGACACAAUAAUAAAAAGCCAAAUUAAAUGGUCAUCAAAAUAGUGUCCGAUCUGUAUGCUUCUCACCUGAUGGAACUAUAUUAGCAUCUUGUAGUGAUGAUAAAUCUAUCCGUUUAUGGAGUAUUACUGGAUAACAAAAAGCCAGGUUGGAAUGUAAUAGUGUAUUAUCAGUAUGCUUCUUAUCGGAUGGAAUUACUUUAGCAACUGGUAAUGAAGAUUGUUCAUAUAGUUUAUGGAAUGUAAAGACUGGAUAAUAAAAAGCAAAAUUGGAUAGUGGAACAAUCUUAUCUAUUUUCUAUAUUUUUUAGUAAAAAAUAAACAAACUCCAAUGAUAAGCAAAAAAUUUUUUAUAUUUAGG
This is a messenger RNA of Paramecium sonneborni, 1373 nucleotides long. The record is from the annotation of a GenBank genome assembly. NCBI's taxonomy places the organism in Eukaryota, Ciliophora, Oligohymenophorea, Peniculida, Parameciidae.